AUAGUCCAUCAGUCUAGAGUAGACUUCAGUCACAGACUCACAGUGAAACUUAUUAGUAGUAGACCAUGGCUCCGACAAUAGAUCUCUACGUGAGCUACAACUCUCAACCUUGUCGAUCGGUUGGGCUGUUGUGCAAGGCGAUAGAUGCGCCCCAUACAGAACAUCAAUUGGAUCUUAUGAAGAAGGAACACAAAGCACCCGAAUUCCUGAAAAUUAAUCCGUUCGGAAAAGUACCCAGCGUCAAGGUUGGAAAACUUAACCAUCAAUGAAAGUUGCUCUGCCAUGCGGUACAUAGCCAGCAAGUACGACAAGACUGGCCAGUGGUAUCCACAGGACCUAGACAUCAGAGUCAAGGUUGACGAGUACCUGGACUGGCAGCAUACAAACACAAGGAAACAUGGUGUUGGAUACUUCUACAAUCUGGUACUCGCUCCAAUAUUCACCAAAAAGCCAGUGGAUCGGGACUUGGUCAACGACCACAAGAAGGAACUGGCACGUGUAGAGAGAGAAUUCGUCAGCUAUUUUCUAAGUUCGAAACCCUUCAUCGCGGGAAAUCACGUGACGAUCGCUGAUCUCGCCGCUGCCUGUGAGUUCGAGCAGCCUCAGGCCGGAGGGUACGAAUUGUCCAAGCCCAUCACGGAGUACCUGAAGCGAGUCAAAGCCGCGGUAGGACCCUCCUAUGACGAACUCCACAAGGUUCUGUAUGACAACAUGAAAGGUAAAGUGUGAGCGACUAUAGUGUCAGAAAGAGACUCCUUUAACAUUCUUUAAUAAAAAAAACA
Molecule: messenger RNA, 782 nt
Organism: Macrobrachium nipponense
Lineage: Eukaryota; Metazoa; Arthropoda; Malacostraca; Decapoda; Palaemonidae
Product: glutathione S-transferase theta-1-like
Exons: 4
Coding region: 283-729 (148 amino acids)
Biological process (GO): glutathione metabolic process
Cellular component (GO): cytoplasm
Molecular function (GO): glutathione transferase activity
Source: RefSeq, a predicted model, not a curated record